CGGACUCUUCAUUAGGCACAACGUAAGCCAGCCCCCCUGAAGGGUUUGGUCGUUACUCCGUGUAUCACCAAGCCCUGAUAAACAUCCCGCCGCUGACCCCUGCAACAAAACGUCAGGACCCUUGAUCAUCCUACUCCCGACCUGAGACGAUGCUGCGUGAUGGAGAGCAGGAAACGUCAGGGUGAUGACGCGAUUGCCUGCGGCCUCAGGUUCCGAACCUCAACCCUGCUACAAGUCCUGUGGAAGAAGAGGCGAUCAACUUGGCAAAGUUUCAUGGAGCUGGCUGUGACUGUUGCAUUAUGUCCAGGUUCAUGAGAACCCCAUAGAGGCAGCAUCAGAUACCCCCAACCACGUCUCCAGCUACCAAGCUGUCAUCAGAGAACUGCAACAUAUCCAGGAAGUAUGUGCAACCUACGUUGAUGCUCGAAACAGUAAUGAAACGGCCACCGUCAAAGCCAGGUGCCCAGCGAAGCUGAGCCAUGCUGCUCUCCCUACUUGUCCUCUCCAUGGCCUCGCUGCCCUUCAUGCUGUUCUUGCAUUCCGCCAAGAUGCUCCAACCCAGUGUUGAGAACUGUAAACAAGUCAUUAAUCCAUCACACGCCUCGGCUCCCACCCUGAUAUUGCAUAUCUCACUCUGUAUGCCCUCUUCAACCCAGAUAUCUGUGAUACAUACGACUGGACAUAGCAGCACUUAUUUUCUUAUACAGCCGUUGCAGGGAACUUGGCCCGAAACAGAUCAAUUAUGAUCCAUUGGUGGACAAACCGGGAGAAUGAUACACGAUGACAGUCGAGAAAGAGCCAUAGAAAGCGUUUGCAUGGUGCGAAUGGGCCGCAAUAAGCUCCUUUUCUCGUACGAGGAGUCAGCGACGCUCCUAUCGCCGAUUUCAAUGAGUAACCGGCCCAGAUUCUCACAUAUGCCUGUUGAAGCAACCCAUUUUACUGUAUACAAGGAUCACGCCA
Messenger RNA from Microdochium trichocladiopsis, 960 nucleotides. RefSeq lists its product as uncharacterized. NCBI's taxonomy places the organism in Eukaryota, Fungi, Ascomycota, Sordariomycetes, Xylariales, Microdochiaceae. Bases 480 to 746 code for a protein of 88 amino acids. The transcript has a single exon. The record is from RefSeq and is a predicted model, not a curated record.